Molecule: messenger RNA, 900 nt
Organism: Zasmidium cellare ATCC 36951
Lineage: Eukaryota; Fungi; Ascomycota; Dothideomycetes; Mycosphaerellales; Mycosphaerellaceae
Exons: 1
Coding region: 1-900 (299 amino acids)
Source: RefSeq, a predicted model, not a curated record
AUGGUAUCCUUCAGGAGUUUGAACGGCCUUGCCAAGGCGGCAUUGUUCAGUACGCUGUUUUACACGACCAGCUUCGCCCAGGACUCGAACGUCAAGAUCAUAUACCUCUUCGAGGACCCAGCCUUAUCCAACAACACGGCCAUCAAGACAUCCGGUUUCAACACAGCGGUGGUCUUCGCCCUCAACAUUCAGGAUAACGGCGACCUCGUAUACCCCCUCUCAGCCUUAGGCGGCGGCUCACCGGACGUGACACUUGUCAGCAACGGCUCAUACGUCGGCGGCACCAAAUACGCCGACCUGAUCAAAGGCUACAAAACCGGCGACACCCAGAUCACCCGCACCGAAGCCACCGUAGGCCCCGCGACGCUCAUCCAAUCCAUGAUCAACGCCAACGGCACCGACCCAUCCACCCUCCUCUACAAGAACCUCGCCACGCUGAAAGCCGCCUGGAACCUCGACGGCAUCAACAACGACGACGAAUCCCUCUACGACGUCCCCAGCACCGUCUCCUUCGCCAAAAUGCUCGGCCAGAUCGGAUACAAAUACUCCGGAGCACCCUACACCAACAUCCCCUUCUGGCAGUCCGUCGUCAGCCAGGUCAACGGCAACGUCAGCGGUCUCCUGGAUAGAAUGUACCUGCAAUGCUACGACGGCGGCGCGGGCAACGAUCCCGGCGAGUGGCAGACCGACCUGAACAUGAAAGUCGUGCCGUUGCUGUGGGUGGUUAAUGAUGCGAAACCCGAGUAUGGCAUGACUCCCGCGCAGUGCCAGGCGAAGUUUCAGAAUUGGUAUAGUACGGAGCAGGUGGCGGGCGGGGGGUAUUGGAAUGAUUAUGAUAUUGAGAAGCAGAAUUCUUCGUAUACGGCUUAUGGAGAUGCGUUGGAUGCGGUGUUUGGAUAA